UUUAAUUCACGCAUUCAUUGCCAGAAAUGAAGUCAAUCCUCUUUUUCUGUGUGUUUGCAGUAUUUUCAGUCGUUUUCGGCGAAGAAAUGUCUGGAAAUUUGUUGAGCGAAACGAUUCCAGCGGUCGCUAAGUCGGCGUCCGUCGGAUCAGGCAUUGAGAACAUCCGAAGCGGUGAUAAUCAACAAAAAAUAAUAGUGAUUGAAAGAGAGGUGAAGCAGAACUCGGUUCCCAAUCCCGUGGCAACACUCAUAUUGAACCGACCGGUUGUGGUCAACAGACCCGUUGGGACCCACAACAGGCCGUCCGCUUCCAUCAGUGAAGUGCCGGCACUCUCUCUGAACGUGCCAUCAGUUGGUGUCGUGAAUGUGCCGUCGGUUGCGGUGAAUGUGCCGUCGAGUGCGCCCGCCGUCCAGAACACUGUU
Messenger RNA from Medioppia subpectinata, 422 nucleotides. Lineage: Eukaryota; Metazoa; Arthropoda; Arachnida; Sarcoptiformes; Oppiidae. The record is from the annotation of a GenBank genome assembly.